This is a messenger RNA of Argiope bruennichi, 4376 nucleotides long. RefSeq names its product tyrosine aminotransferase-like. The transcript is spliced from 12 exons. The record is from RefSeq and is a predicted model, not a curated record. Gene Ontology annotation, biological process: biosynthetic process; aromatic amino acid metabolic process. Gene Ontology annotation, molecular function: L-tyrosine:2-oxoglutarate transaminase activity; pyridoxal phosphate binding. The coding region runs from base 281 to 1576 and encodes 431 amino acids. NCBI's taxonomy places the organism in Eukaryota, Metazoa, Arthropoda, Arachnida, Araneae, Araneidae.
CCGUUCAGUUAUGUUUUUACAGAUAUUAGUGUAGACAACUCAACCAGCGAAACGGCGACAAUUAGGUUUACCGGAUAUCUUUUUAAAGUUCUCAGACCCUUUAUCAUUUCUUCAAUCGUUUUAAUUAUAAUAUAACAUAAUCAUUUGAAUUUAUUUUAUAAGAAAAAGUGGUUGUAAUAGAUUUAAAAUUUUUGAAUCAGACCUCCUGCGCUGUAACCUACUACAGAUAGACUUUAAUUUCUUCUUCAAAUUGGUUUGACUUUCAUCCGGUUUUGUGAGCAUGAAAACCAAGCGCUCCUGGAACGUGAAACCAUCUAAAAUAGCAGCGAAUACCGUCAAUCCGAUUCGAUCCAUCGUCGACAAUCUACACAUUACUCCGAAUCCUGCGAAACGAGUCAUCUCCCUCUCCAUAGGUGAUCCGACUAUCUUUGGAAACCUUCAGCCAUGCCCAGAAAUAAAUUCUGCUGUUAUAGAUAGCGUCACUUCUUUAGAAUACAAUGGAUACGCUCCAUCCACCGGAUACCGCAAAUCUCGAGAAGCAGUGGCCGAAUACUCUUAUCGUCCCGAAGCGCCUUUAGAACCAGAGGAUGUAAUUCUGACUAGUGGAUGUUCCCAUGCGUUGGAAAUGUGCAUCCUUGGAUUGGCAAAUCCUGGACAAAAUAUUCUGAUUCCACGUCCCGGAUUUUCAAUUUAUAAAACUAUUGCCAAAUCUAUGGAUAUAGAGACAAAAUCAUAUGAUUUACUGCCGAAUCUGGGAUGGCAAGUAGAUCUCAAGCAUCUGGAAUCUCAGAUAGACAGCCAAACGGCUGCCAUCAUCAUCAACAAUCCAUCCAAUCCGUGCGGAUCAGUUUUUUCAAAACGUCAUCUGUCGGCGAUAGUGGAAGUCGCUAACCGUAAUUGUGUCCCCAUCAUCGCCGAUGAAAUAUACGAAGAUUUCGUCUUCCGUGGAGAGGUGUUCCACCCCAUUGCUACUUUGUCGACUCAUGUUCCUAUUUUAUCAUGUGGUGGCCUCACGAAAAAAUUUUUAGUUCCUGGUUGGAGAAUGGGCUGGAUACUCAUUCAUGACCGUCAAAAGAUUUUUGGAAAAGAGGUUCGAUCUGGACUUCAGGCCCUCAGCCAAAGAAUAAUCGGAAGCAACACCCUCAUCCAAGGGGCUCUGCCCUCCAUUCUGAAAGACACCCCGGAGACAUUUUUCGAAGACAACAUUGAGACUGUCCAGAGAAACGCCACUUUGGCGUAUUCUAUUUUGAACGAUGUCCCUGGUUUGUGCCCAGUCAUGCCAAAAGGCGCCAUGUACAUGAUGGUUGGUAUUCAGAAAUCCUGUUUUCCGAAGUUCAAGCACGAUAUGGAUUUUGUGGAAUGCUUAAUGUCAGAACAGUCUGUGUUCUGCCUUCCUGGAGUGUGCUUUGAUUAUCCGAAUUACUUCCGAAUCGUUCUGACUGUUCCUGAAGAGCUGAUGAUCGAAGCUUGCGAUCGCAUCAAAGAAUUCUGCACCAAUCACUACACUUUGGACACUCCAACGUCCAGCUUCAACACGGAGAUGCUGCUCAAAACCCAAAUGCCUCUUCAAGUGUGACAUCUGCAUGCCGAUGCUCAUGCUCAUGCUCUUGAAAUGAAAAAAAUAUAUAUAUAUGCAUAUAGAAAGACAACUCUUUAUGAACUUAUAAUUUUGCUCAGGAUUGUAAAUUGUAUCGUAAUUUCUAAAUGAGAGACGCGUAAUCAAAAUAUUUGAUGUGAAAGCUCUUUUUUUUUUCAGGUCAGAAAUAUGUCAACACUAUUGACUUAAAAAAUCAAAAUUAUUCGUAAAUUAAAAAGAAAAAAAGAAAAGAAAAGAAACUUCCUGAUUUUAUAUCAUGAUAUUAGUUAAGAAAGCACUUUUGUUAAAAUUUAACAUAUCACUCGAAACCAAAAUCUGAAAUCUUUAUCCCGCCUGAUACACAAAUUUCAAUCAAAAAUUUCUGAUGAAAAUUUGGAGAUUAAUUUCGGAAAAGGGCAAAUAUUUCAAGUCAGAAACUUAAAAGAAACUGUGAUUUACAGUUAAUUUUUAAAAUUGAAUUUGGUUAAUUUUACAAAAUUCAUUCCUAAUCGAUUUUACAUAUCAUUUGGUGCAAUUUUAUCUUCUAUUGCAGUAACCAAGCAUUCCAGUGAAAGCAUUGCUUAUCAUCAUAAACUUAAAGUUAUUAAUCAAACAAAUUUAUCCCCUUAAAUGCAAAUAUAUGUACAUAUAUUAUUUUUUUUUCAAUGUUAAUUUAAAACUUUUUUGCUUUUUUAAAAAUUGAAAUCAUUUUUGAAUAUUGAGUUUAUCAUUAUAUAGUGUUUGCAUUAUAUAUAGGGAACAUUCGAACAAUAUUUUAAUGAUUAUCUGAGAUUUUGGUUUUAAGUCACAAAAGCAUUUCUUGAUAAAAUAUUAUCACCAGCCUUUAUUGAGACAUUAAAAUGCUUUUUUUUAUAAAAAUUAUUCGAAAUUAAAACUCUGUAUAAGCAUUAAUUUCCCAUCAUUUUUCGAACUUUUUUAAAAACUUAAAGUUUUAAGAACAAUUGCCAAUAAUUUUUAUUCGAAAAGGAAGUAAGAUUGAACAAACUUUUUUUCGCAAAUUAAAUUUAAGGCAAUUCAAUUAUACUCAAUUAUGCUACUAAAAUCGAUCUUUAAUAAAACAGAGGGAACAUAAUUACUAAAAAUGGUUCCAGCAAAAAUUUGUCCUUUUCUGAAAUUUAAGAUGAGUUCUACUCUUUUUUUCCCUUAAAAUUAUUUUAAAAGAUAAUAUCCUUAAAAUGUGUUAUUGUUAUAACUAUUUGAAAAAAAAAAAAAAACUGUCUAAAGUAGAUAUUCUAUGAAAGAUAUUCUUUCCAGGUUAAACAUUUUUAGAGAAAAGUUAAAAUUUCAUUUGAUAUCAUUAAAAUAUUCUAGAUGCAUAUUUAAAGUUAAUGAAGAAAAAACGCUAAAAAUGUUCAGAAUUAUAAAACUAUUAUUCCGACUGGGAUAGUUGCCAGGUCAAUUAAUCUUACAGAAUUCUUUAUAUUAUGCAAGAAUUUCACAGAGACUAGAUUCAAAUACUGUUAAUCUUAGAUAUGAUGGACUUAGAAAGUUUUCUUUUUCUAAAAAAAUCUGAGGGAAUUUGUUUUUCGAAUUUAGCAUUCGAUGAAACUCAAACGAUUCAAAUUUAUGCUAAAGAGAGGAUGGAUGAUCCGCAUGAAAUUUUCUUCACUGCAAGUUAAAGAAAUGGAACUAUCAAAUGAUGAUAGUUUAACCUUUUGAAAAUUUAGAACUGCAUUAAAUUUAAAUAUUGGUACAUUGUAGGUUUCAAAUAUUAUAGUCCGAAGUAGAAACAUUUUUAUUGAAAAGUGCAUACAAUACACGUAAAUAAAUAAAAAUAAACUAAAAAUUGCUGAUAUUUAUGAGUUUGAUGUCACACAAAGAACUAUGCUUAAUUUUUAUCGUUUAAUAUGCGUAAUAAUUACAACUUGCAAUUAAAAUCGGACCUCAAAAUAAGAUUACUUUACCUUCACUUCCUUAUGUGUUAGAAUUCUAAUACAUAAGGAAGAAUGUUCCAUAUGUGUUAGAGUUCUGAAACGUUUUCUUAAAUUGAGUGUUUCUGAGGAUAAUACAAUGUUAUAAUUAAUUUAUGUGAAAUAAAAUUUGAGUCCAUAUAAGCGUUGUUACAUGUUAAUGAAUUUGAGAAGAAGUGAAACAUAUUCGAAGUUUCCGCGAUAAUUGUAUCAAUAAAUACAAAAUAAAUCAAAAAGUAGAAAUUAUAUCUAAUUAAAAAUCUUUAAAAAGUAAAAAAAAAAAAAAAAAAAAAAAUAAUGUCCCCCCCCUAAAAAAAAAUCUGAAAGUUAAAACAAAAAUCGUAAAAUGCAAAACACCGAUAGAUUCAAUAAGGAAUCUGAAUCAUAACAAAGGAACUCCCUAAAAGGAUUGCUUUUGUAGUCAUUAAAAUUUAGAGCGUAAUACGAAUGCGAUUGAAAUUUCAACUUAUAUAUUCAUAUUUUUUGUAUUAAUUCUCAGAUAUAAAAAAAAAAAAUAUUUUUGCAUUUUUUUCUAAUAGUUUCCUUUAAAUUAAAAAAAAAAAUCCUCAAGUAUACUUUUAUCUAAACAUGGAAUGAAGCAUUCUAAUUUAGUGACUACUAAAUGUUUUUGCCGAAAUAAAGAACUGGUUCUUACUUCUAGAAAAUAAUCAAUCUUUGUAAAAAAGCAGUGAAAAUCUUUCCCCGUUUUAUAAUAAUUGUUUUUCACUGCAGUUGAAGGUUCCUAAUUUAGUUGCUGAUGAUGCAUGUGCAGCUCUUGUUUUAUUUAAAUGAAAGAUUGAUUAGUAAUCUUGCAAUCUUAUAAGUUGUAACACAAAAAUUGGAUUGAUAAAUAAAGUGUUACGUUUGAA